UCUACUACUAACAUCAACUGAUCAACUAUCAUGUUCUGAAGAAACCGUAACACCUCUCUCUCUCUCUCUCUCUCUCUCAAUGCACCAAUUUCAUCACCAUUAGUAACGGAAAAACCCCAAAACGGAAAAUUCAAACCAAAAUGCGGUGUUACAUUCCGACGUUACUCUUAUUCUCGUUAAUAUGCUGCUUAGUCAGCUUGCCGGUAUCCGCCGCAUACGGCAGCGGCUACCUCGCUCUACAACGGGCCGUUCCGCUUAGCCACCGCGUUGAGAUGGACACAAUCAGAGCUCGCGAUAGACUUCGCCACGCUCGAUUCUUGCGAGAUGUUGGUGGCGGUGUUGUCGACUUCACAGUUCAAGGCUCCUCCGAUCCUUUUACCCGUGGGUAUGGGUUGUAUACUACCAAAGUUAAGAUGGGAAAUCCACCUAAGGAAUUUAAUGUUCAGAUUGAUACUGGAAGUGACAUUUUGUGGGUUAAUUGUAACACUUGCAGUAAUUGCCCUAAAUCUAGUGGAAUUGGGAUUGAGCUCAAUUUCUUUGACACAGUUGCUUCGUCCACGGCUGCGCUGGUUCCUUGCUCGAACCCUGUAUGCACUUAUGGGGUUCAAGGUGCUGCUGCUCAAUGCUCCCCUCAGGUUAAUCAGUGUAGCUACACCUUUCAGUAUGAAGAUGGGAGUGGUACCUCGGGUGUUUAUGUCUCGGAUGCUUUGUACUUUGACAUGAUCCUUGGACAAUCUACUUCUGACAAUGUUAAUUCUUCAGCUACCAUUAUUUUCGGGUGUAGCACUUCUCAGUCUGGAGAUUUGACUAAGACGGAUAAAGCAGUUGAUGGAAUCUUUGGGUUUGGCCCCGGUGAUCUAUCUGUUGUAUCACAAUUGUCAUCACGAGGAAUAACACCCAAAGUUUUCUCUCAUUGCUUGAAAGGAGAUGGCAAUGGAGGAGGCAUUCUAGUUCUUGGUGAGAUUUUGGAGCCAAGUAUUGUUUAUAGUCCCCUUGUCCCAUCACAGCCUCAUUACAACUUAAAUCUUCUGAGCAUUGCUGUCAAUGGGCAACUUCUCUCAAUUAAUCCAGAUGUAUUCACAACGUCUGACAACCGAGGAACUAUAGUUGACUGUGGUACAACAUUGGCAUAUCUUGUUCAAGAAGCUUAUGAUCCUCUUGUCAAUGCAGUAAAUACUGCUGUGUCACGUUUUGCUACUCCCUUUAUUUCAAAAGGAAGCCAGUGUUAUCUGGUCUUAACCAGUAUCAAUGCUUAUUUUCCUCCAGUCAGUUUAAACUUCGCGGGUGGAGCAUCAAUGGAUUUAAAACCAUCACAAUACCUUCUGCAUAAUGGUUUUCAGGAUGGUGCUGCAAUAUGGUGCAUAGGUUUCCAAAAAGUGCAAGAGGGAGUCACAAUUUUAGGAGAUCUUGUCCUGAAAGACAAGAUCGUUGUUUAUGACUUGGCUCGUCAGCAAAUAGGAUGGACUAACUAUGAUUGUUCCAUGUCUGUAAACGUCUCGGUGACUACAACCAAGGAUGAGUACAUCAAUGCAAGAGCAAGACAGACAAGUGUCAGCAGCUCGAAAAUAGGGACUCUCUCCAAGUUACUACCUGUAAGCAUCAUGGCUCUUUCAAUACACAUAAUAAUCUUCAUGAAGUCACCACAUUUAUAAUUUAAACUAAAGUUCAACACUGAGACCUACUCGACUUGGCAACCCUUCCCGUUUUUUGAUCGGGAGUGGUAGAUGUGUUUACUUAUGUUUACAAAAUGGGUUAUCCUCCAUUUAUCCAAUGAAAAUGAGGAUCUUAUUGUAAAGAGAGAACUGGAAGCAAUGUACAUUAGUGUAUCUCUAUUGGUUCAGAUCGUAAUAAUAUUUAUAUAGUGCUAUGUGGUAUUCAGUUCUCACUUUUAGAUAUAGGUGUAUAGGAUUCUCAUAACAAUGGAUUCAUGAAUGGUGCUCGGAUAAUAUUUUGAUAUUUAGUUCAAUAUACUUGAUUAAUAGUA
Molecule: messenger RNA, 1984 nt
Organism: Lathyrus oleraceus (garden pea)
Lineage: Eukaryota; Viridiplantae; Streptophyta; Magnoliopsida; Fabales; Fabaceae
Product: aspartic proteinase 36
Exons: 10
Coding region: 141-1652 (503 amino acids)
Biological process (GO): proteolysis
Molecular function (GO): aspartic-type endopeptidase activity
Source: RefSeq, a predicted model, not a curated record